Molecule: messenger RNA, 2726 nt
Organism: Gordionus sp. m RMFG-2023
Lineage: Eukaryota; Metazoa; Nematomorpha; Gordioida; Chordodea; Parachordodidae
Product: recQ-like DNA helicase BLM
Exons: 21
Coding region: 1-2655 (884 amino acids)
Biological process (GO): DNA replication; double-strand break repair via homologous recombination
Cellular component (GO): chromosome; cytoplasm; nucleus
Molecular function (GO): nucleic acid binding; ATP binding; 3'-5' DNA helicase activity
Source: RefSeq, a predicted model, not a curated record
AUGAAUAUUUUAGAUUUCCAUAAUCAUGAUGCCAAAGAUCUUAGAAUUUUAAGUGAAUCACUUCUUGAGAAUUCUGACAAAAAUAAAGAUGAAAUAUGCCAACUAUUAGCAAAUGUAACUGACUUGAUAUGCAAAUACACUAACCCAAAUUCAUGUUGUGACAUAAAAGCAAAUGAGAUUUCUGAUCUCCAUGCAAUCAGAAAUAAAAUUUUGAAACAUCAAGCAAACUCAAAAAAGUCACUUGAAAUGACUGAAAAGAAACUAGUAGAGACUCUUAAUGACAAUGACAUUAUAGCCAGUAUUAAAGUGAGCAGUCCUGCAAAGAAAAAAUUUUUGGAAGAAGAGAUUCAACAAGAUGACGGGAAAACGGAAGAAUUUAAAGGCACGAAUUUUCCUCAUUCAAAUUUUGUUUUCAAAGUUUUCAAACAAAUUUUUGGCCUCAAAACUUUUCGCCAUAAUCAAUUACAAGCGAUAAACGCCGCCAUGCUGGAUUAUGAUUGCUUCGUGCUGAUGCCAACAGGUGGCGGUAAAAGCUUGUGUUAUCAAUUACCGGCCUUGAUUGCUGAUGGAGUAACUAUAGUUAUAGCACCCCUCAGGGCAUUGGUACAAGAUCAAGUGCAAAAACUUCAUUCUUUAGAUAUACCGGCUACAUUUUUAUUAGGGGAAAUGACCGUCAACCAACUUAACGAUAUAUACCAUAUCUUGUCAUUGAAGGAGCCCGGGGUCAAAUUGCUUUAUUGUACUCCUGAAAAGAUAAAUUGCAGCGAGAGGUUCAUGAACGUCUUGGAGAAUCUGUACACCCGAAAAUUGUUGUCGCGAUUUGUCAUCGACGAAGCUCAUUGCGUUAGUCAGUGGGGGCAUGAUUUUAGGCCGGAUUACAAAAAGUUGAACAUAUUACGCCAAAAGUUCCGAGAUGUGCCUAUUAUGGCUCUAACGGCAACCGCCACAUUUAGAGUGCGGAAAGAUAUUUUGCUUCAAUUAGGAUUAACCGACCCCAAAUGGUUUGUUCAAAGUUUCAACAGACCCACCUUAAAGUACCAAGUAUUGCAGAAGAAAGGCAGAAACAUCGUAUCUCAAAUAUGUCAAAUACUUUUGUCAUUUGACUCCUUAUCAGACCAAUCAGGAAUCAUAUAUUGUCUUUCAAGGAAUGAAUGCGAAAAUGUGGCCCAAAAGCUUCGCGAUGAGGGGUUUGCUGCUAUUGCCUAUCAUGCUGGAUUGGAAUCGAAAGAUAGAAAUGUCAUUCAAGAAGAAUGGCUAGCUGAUAAAUAUAAGAUCAUAUGUGCCACCAUAGCCUUCGGUAUGGGCAUAGACAAACCCGACGUUAGGUUUGUGAUGCAUUACAGCUUGCCCAAAUCUCUAGAGGGUUUUUACCAGGAAUCCGGUCGGGCUGGGAGAGAUGGGGAUACUGCACAAUGCAUGCUCUUUUAUUCUUACCAUGAUGCCACCAGGAUGAAGAGAAUGAUUCAAAGCGAAACAAACUCGGCCUACAAACAUAUCCACACGGAAAAUCUUAAUCGAGUCAUCGAAUUUUGCGAAAAUAAGACCGAUUGUCGGAGAGCCCAAUUAUUGGAAUAUUUCGGGGAAAAUUUUAACCGCGAGGAGUGCAGAAAAAAUAGGCUGACAGCUUGUGACAAUUGCAUUCACCAGGAAGAGUUUUUAAUCAAAGAUGUCACGGAAGAUGCUAGGGCCAUAGCGGAAACGGUAGGCGUGUUAUCUAAUAAAAGAAGGGUGAACGUUACUUUGACCCAAAUAGUGGAUAUUUUUAAAGGUUUCUCCACGAGUAAGAUAACGACCGAGGGCUAUCAAAAUUUGCCGAUGUAUGGCAAAGGCUCGAAUUACAAUCGCAACGACGCCGACAGAUUAGCAAGGAAACUUGUUUUGGAAGGAUUUCUACGUGAAAAAUUACAAGUUAGCAGUUAUGAACACGUCGUAUCGUAUGUGAACGCUGGUCCUAGAUAUUUAGAAUUGGUGUCUGGAAAUGUUAAAGUGGAAAUGGCUUUGCCCAAAAAAUUGGAAAAGAAAAUUCGAGCUAAAAAUAAAUGUGAAAAUAUUGUCACGGAAAAUAACGAUAUCAAGAAUAACCAAUUAGAUAUCCAAACAGCUUGUUUUAAAGAACUUUUGGAGCUCUGCAAAACUUUGGGCAAGGAACUCAAGACAUCUUAUAUCAAUAUAUUAUCUGCAGACGCUUUAAGAGAAAUGUCCAGAAUGUUGCCAACGACUAAAGAAGAAUUAAAGCAGAUCACUGGAAUGGGGGCCGGAAAACUCGCUAAAUUUGGCGGGAAAUUUUUGGAUGUAAUUCUAAGAUAUCAUCAAAAAUUGCAAGAAUACGAAAAACAAAAUACACUAAAAAAGAAUAAAAAUAUUUACACCAAUCCCACCACAAUCUCUCCUUAUUUCGAUUCCAGCAAACGCAUUUCUAAUAAAGAAUCAUGUUCUAAUGCACAGAGAAAGAAAAGUGUAAGAUCUGUUACCACGAAGAAAAGGUCCUCUGGAGAUGGCAUUGAUGCCAGGCCAAGUUCUAGUACAAAUAAGGGUUUUAAAAGAAAAUUUUCUAAGGGACCUACUUAUGGCUUCCAAAAAAAGAAGAAUUGGAAGAAAAUGCAAGGCAAAAAGUCAACGGCCAAUUCUCAUCUCAUGCCCUUUCCAAAUAAAUAAUUUCCACUAUAAUCUAUAUUUAUAUAAUUUAAAUUUUAAUAUAUUUAUGAAACGAAAUAAAAUAGUCUGAA